CUGAGGCUGAGCAAGCAGCCUGGGCUGUGCAGCAGCCUCGCAGGGGUGCCAAGCAGCCGCAUUGAUCUGUAAUUCAUGCCCCAGCCCUCCUUCCUCCAGCUGGCAGCCCGCGGCGCACCGCUGCUCCUCUUCUGCGCCGGCGGUAGCUACCUCCUGAGCCGCUUCACGAGCGGUACGGUCGCCGCGCGCGACCUCCGGCAGAAGAGCCAGUCCGCGAAGGCCUUCGCCAUCGAGGAGGAGCACCGCAAGAUCGCGAAGAAGCUCUACGGCUCGUCCGAGACGCCCGGCGCGCCGGAGUACAAGCCUAUCCCGCGGAUUGAUUGAUGCCUCUCGCGGAGAACGCGGUCUACUUCUUCCACUUCGUGGCGCUUUGUUUGGUGUGGCCCUACCUGCCCCUCUUCCUCAGUAGAUACGUGUCCGAGGCGGAGCUCGGGCUCUUGUUAGGAGCGACGCGGCUCGUCGGCGUCGCCGCCUCGCCGGCCUGGGCCUGGCUCGCCGACGCGAAGUGCGGCCGCGGGCCCAUCUUCGCUUUGUCUUGGCUCUGCUGGCAAUUGCUCACGCCCCUGGUCUUGGUCGCGGCGCGGACGCGUGUGCUGGCCCUUGUUUUGAUAGCGAGGAGCGUCUUCGAGGCGCCGCUGAUACCUUUUGUGGAUGCCGGCGUCGUCGCGCGCGCGUCCUUCGGCGCGGCGCGGCUCUACGGCUCGCUGUCCUGGGGCCUGACGGCGCCGGUCGCCGGCUACGUCUAUGCGAAUUAUGGAUUUUCGCCGUGCGUCGCCGCCGCGGCGCUCUUCGGCUGCGGCGCCGCGGUCUUCGCUGUUGAUGUCGUGCCCGCCGCCAAGACCAAGCGCAAUUACGACCAGGUGCACCGCCAGUCCGUGACGACGCGAGUCCUCAACCCGUUCUCCGUCGCCGACUCCGACGAGGGCGGCGCGCCGCCGGCCGCCGACGCCAAUCCUUUUGAGAUUGGCGGCCUCGAGUCGGACGACGAGGAGGAGAAGGCCGAGCCCACUCGUCCUGACAAGAACAUAAACCCCUUCGAGAUCGGCGCCGACUCCGACGACGACGAGGCGCGGACAGCUCAGGUCGAGGGCGACCUCGUGGCGUUCCUCGCGGCGAGCGCUUGUGUCGGGUCCGGCUUCGGCUUCGUCAUGAGUUUCCUCUUCGUGUUCAUCGUGCGGGGCCUCGGCGGCGCCGCGACGCUCUGCGGCCUCGCGCUGUUCGUGGAAUGUGCUGUGGAGGUUCCGGUCAUGCGCGCGGCCGACGGGUUGCUCGCGCGGCACGGCUCGAAGACCUUGGUGGUGGUCGUUUUGCUCUUGUACGCGGCGCGGUGCGCGGGCUACGCCCUUCUCACGUUUUUUCCGGGGCGGCCCUGGCUCGUUUUAUUAGUUGAGCCUUUGCACGGGAUCACGUUCGCGUUGUUCUACACGGCGGGCGUGGUUGGCGCCAAGGCGCGCAUGCCUUCAGAUAGGCAGACACUCGCCCAGGGCCUCUUCUCGGCGGCCUUCAACGGGGGAUCCGGCGUCGGCGCGGCCCUCGGCGGCCUCGCCGUCCGAAAGAUAGGCUACCGAAAUACGUUCCUCGUCUUCACGGCGGUGUUUAUCUUUGCGACGGUCGCGGCCUUUAUUAAGCUGGUGGACGAUCGACCUCAGGACGACAGUCGGUGGCAGCGGCCGCGCGACGAGUUCGAGGAGGGGGACCUUGUUUAAUUUGAUUGUUUG
Molecule: messenger RNA, 1718 nt
Organism: Pelagomonas calceolata
Lineage: Eukaryota; Pelagophyceae; Pelagomonadales; Pelagomonadaceae
Source: the annotation of a GenBank genome assembly